Molecule: messenger RNA, 465 nt
Organism: Staurois parvus
Lineage: Eukaryota; Metazoa; Chordata; Amphibia; Anura; Ranidae
Source: the annotation of a GenBank genome assembly
AUGCCCUCCCCUCCAGUUAUGUCUGUGGCUGCUCCUGUGUGCCCAUCCAGGAAAACACACCCGCCCGUCUGCAGUCCAUCAUACAACGUGACGGAUCCUCGCAGAUUCCACUGCCUGUCAAUGGGAGGAGCAGAGAGUGGCCAGAUCCAGAAUGGGAAAAGGAUGAGGACAGCAUUCACCAGCACCCAACUCUUGGAGCUAGAGAGGGAAUUCUCCUCCAACAUGUACCUGUCCAGGCUCCGGAGGAUUGAGAUUGCCACCUACUUGAACCUGUCCGAGAAGCAGGUGAAGAUCUGGUUCCAGAACAGGAGGGUGAAGCACAAGAAAGAGAACAAGGGGGCUCAGAGGAGCAGCCAUGGGGGCUGUAAAUGUGCCAGCGGCCAGACUCAUUACCCUGGCUCAGAAGAUGAAGCUUCCCUAUCCCCAGCAUCCACCACUGAGGACAAGGACAUCUCACCUUUAUAG